Messenger RNA from Penicillium brasilianum, 917 nucleotides. The record is from the annotation of a GenBank genome assembly. NCBI's taxonomy places the organism in Eukaryota, Fungi, Ascomycota, Eurotiomycetes, Eurotiales, Aspergillaceae.
CACGACUCAAACAUACCUCUCCGAUCAUCGAGUCAAGUGUUUCAUCCUCCUCACUCUCGACCACCAACCGGCCCGACAUUUCUCCGCACCCCAGGCCGCAUCGUCAUCAGCAUCCGAAGCUCACCACAUCUCAAAGCACACCCAUCAAACCCAGGACAUAUACAGCACCAUGGACGUUUCCAGCAACCGGCUUUUCCGGUUUCCCAAGCCCGAGUGGCUGAAUAACUCCGCCGUUCGCAACGCAGGAGUCUACACCUCCGGCGCUUUGUUCGCGGCAGGUUUCUUCUUCCUCAUCGACGUUGCAUCCUUCUCCCACAGCGCGCGCAACGGCUCAGACGUACACAUCAAAUUUGUCGACUGGAUCCCCGGUAUCUGCUCUGCGCUGGGUAUGCUGGUGAUCAACUCGAUCGAGAAGUCCAGGCUGCAAGCCGAUAGCUUUAGCUACAGCGGGGGCGGGGUUGCGUGGAAGGCGCGGUUCGUGUUGUUCUUGGGAUUUGCGCUUUUGGCUGGGGGUUUGGCGGGGAGUGUGACGGUUAUGGUACUCAAGUACCUUGUGAAAGAUUAUCCUAUUCAGACGCUGUACUUUGGUAUCGCGAAUGUGGUGGCUAAUGGCCUUGUUAUGCUGAGCUCUAUCGUGCUUUGGGUUUCUCAGAACAUCGAAGAUGAUUACACUUAUAACCUGGCGCUGUGAAGUUGCGGCUUUUUGACUGCGACCGGAUUGAAUCAGACAAGACCAGACCGGCUUUGAAUUGAUUUGAUUGGCUUGAUUUGAAUUGACUGGACUCGAUAUACCUAUUUUGCGCUCGUGAUGUGGCUCUUUGUAUUUUAUGCGUUGAUAUGAUGACUUGUGUUUGGCUUCUCGGCAUUCUCAUCUCCGGCUGAACGCUGGGGCUUAGCGUUGGUGGAAUGAAACUAUU